Messenger RNA from Hibiscus syriacus, 1347 nucleotides. RefSeq names its product protein JINGUBANG-like. The record is from RefSeq and is a predicted model, not a curated record. The coding region runs from base 31 to 1308 and encodes 425 amino acids. NCBI's taxonomy places the organism in Eukaryota, Viridiplantae, Streptophyta, Magnoliopsida, Malvales, Malvaceae. The transcript has 2 exons. Gene Ontology annotation, molecular function: protein binding.
UCUUUGUUUCUUCAUCAAAAAUAGCCUCACAUGAAGGCCCGAUCAUCAUGGCUAGCCACACUCUUCUUCGAAAGCCCCUCGCAGUCACCGGGAGACAGCUCCCCCGAAGAUAGCGGCGGCGCUACGUCAUCUUCUGGUUCUUCAAGUGACUCCAUCUGCUGUAGUGGCCUCCAUAGCAACCCCUCCCUCCAGACUCUUCCAUCUGUCCCUUCGUUGGAAAAUAUUUUCCCGGAGACCUUAGGGCUCUCCGCCUCUAAUAUCGGCGUUACUUCGAUUAAGCCCCGAUCGGAGCAUCCGAUUACCUGCAUCGCGGUACACGGUAACUUCUUGUACGCUGCUUCUAACGACGAAAUCAACGUCUACGAUCGCGAGACAUACACUCCUCGUGAUGUAUACAAAACCCAGGGUUCAUCCUCCGGUUCCGUUAAGUGUGUUGUUUUCUGUGACGGAAAAAUCUUCACGGCUCACCAGGACAGUAAGAUCCGUGUUUGGCAAAUGACCAUGGCUAAGAAGCACAAGUUUAUAACCACUCUCCCUACCGUUAACGAUCGUUUACGUCGUUUUAUCCUCCCGAAGAACUACGUCAACGUGCGCCGUCACGUGAAACGGCUGUGGAUCGAACAUGGUGACGCCGUUACUGAAUUGGCGGUUAAUAAAGGUCUGAUCUACUCCGUUUCUUGGGAUAAAACCUUGAAGAUAUGGCGCGCUUCUGAUCUCCGCUGUUUACAGUCUAUUAAAGCACACGACGAUGCCAUUAACGCCGUCACCGUCACCGUUGACGGCACUGUUUACACAGGCUCCGCCGACAGACGGAUCCGAGUGUGGUCAAAACCGACAGGUGAGAAUCGGUACUCAUUGGUGGCGACAUUAGAGAAGCACAAAUCAGCGGUGAACGCGUUAGCUUUGAACGCCGACGGAUCGGUGCUGUUUUCCGGAGCGUGCGACCGUUCGAUACUUGUUUGGGAGAGAGAGGAUAGCGCUAAUUACAUGGCAGUGACGGGAGCGUUGAGAGGACAUGGGAAAGCGAUUCUGUGCUUAGUCAACGUCUCUGAUUUGCUCAUGAGUGGAUCCGCAGAUCAGACGGUUAGGAUUUGGCAACGCGGAGGGGAAGGGAAAUAUUGCUGUUUGGCGGUUUUGGAAGGUCACCUGAAACCGGUGAAGUCGUUGACGGCGGUUAAGGAUGACGAACGGAGUGACGUCGCUUCGAUCAUUAGCGGGAGCCUUGACGGCGAGAUUAGAACGUGGAAGGUCUCGCUUUCGAAACCGAGUAGUCCUUCGUCGACGACGGAUAUUUUAAAAUGGAAUUAGUGUAUAAGUUAAUCUUAAUUACAUCGUUUAAAAAAAAUC